CUCAUCUUCUCAUCUCCCCUUCUCAUCCCAUCUUCUCAUCUUUUCCUUUCUUAUUAUCUACUCUUCUUUCUUUCUUUCUUCUUUCUUUCCUUCCGUCCUUCUGUUUAUUUUCUCAUCUCCCCCCGCCCCCAUGCUUGUUCGCCCUCCGUUGUCUCUCGCCUACUCCGGAAUUCCGCCCAUCCUCGUGCAACCUUUUCUUCUUUCCCACCACCUCCACUGCCACUACCAACCGGGAUCUUGUUUUGACACCUCAUCUUAAUUUGCUUCUUCCUUCCUCCUCGUUCCCCUCCUCCUCUCUCCCCUCUUCCGGCUGGUCCUCCCCUCCCCCGUCGCUCAGAAUGGCCAACUACCAUAAUGGAGGCCAGAUCUACGGUCAAUCUGGGAACAAUCAGCCGUCCGGCUAUGAUGCGUACAACUCCCAGGCCGCCAGUCCGCCGCUUCGACGCAUGCCAAGUUACAACGUGGGGGACGACGCGAGUCUCUUCGCUUCCUCCUCUGCCCACAACUCCAGAGUAACUGAUGCGAACAGUCGAUAUUCUGGUCUCUCAAAUGUUGGCGAACAACCAGGAGGCUACAGUCUUACCGGGACUGCGCGCGACGAUUAUGCCGACCCCCGGUACUCCCACAUCCCAUCGGCUACUUCGCCGCAAAUUCCCCCCCGAACUCGUACCCAGUCUCAGUCCAGCUAUCAAUACCAGUAUACCUCCUCGAUAGGUCCCACGUCGCCUACGCAACUGUCCUACAACCCGCAGCAAUAUGCGAUUCCCGCGACUCCCUCCCAACCGCAGGCCGGAUACAGCACGCUCUCAUACUCCGCUAGUACAUACAACAACAGCAACAACAAUAAUCAUCAUAAUACCAACGCCUUAUUGACCGCACAUCAGCCGUAUAACCCGGCUGCAUAUCAAACAACUAGCAUUGGGGGCUUAGGGUCUCCGAUACUGCAACGUCAGUCGAGCAUGGUAUUCGCCCAGACCCCCAUCACACCUCAUCCAUUCGGAUCGUCGCACUCACAGUUGCCUCCACCACCUCCGCCUCGCAGCUCGGACCAUCCUUACGGGAGUCGAUCCUCCUCCCAAUUCCCGAGCACCUCCCCAGGGACGCAGUUCGGUUUUCCUACGCAACAAUCCAUCCCGUCCUCCCUUAACACCUCGUCGUACAGCGUAAUUUCUCCUCCCGUUCCAAGCACAGCUUAUGCCCCUGGCAGUGGUACUCUAUCGGCUACGAGUAUGAGUUCUAUGAGUUCUCGUACCUACGCCGGCGCUGCACCGACCCCUGCCUACAUGUCGCAGUCCCCCCUGACCCCGUCUGUUGACGAAGAGCCGCCAGAGCCCCCAGCGCAUCUUUCCUCCCCCGAUGACUCCUACAGCAAACCGCAAAAUUCUUUGCGUCUCGGCCCCGGACGAUCGCUUCCCACUCCUCCAAUAUAUCAAGGGCAACCACCCCUAUCACCUCGCAGAACCGAUACCCUAACAAGACACCCCCAAUCGCGGCCGCUGCCAGGACCCCCCAUCGAUGCGGACGAGAGGCGGAGCUCGUACUCGAAUGGCAUGUCAAACGACGUGCACCACGCCGCCGACCAACCAACGGGCUGCGAUGACUUGAUGCAGGAGGUGGAGGCCGCUUUCCCAGAUGCUUACUGGACUGGUGAAUAUCGCCCUCGUCAACGGCCACUACACAUCGAUACGCAGGAUUCGGCGGAUAGAGUUCCCUCAACAGAGCCUCUUUACUCUUCCUCGGCUUCAUUGGGCACGCACAUAUCCCCUGAUGAGAGCCAUACACAUACGAACGGCAGCAUCGCCACCGGCACUGGUCAGUAUGUCAACUAUGAUGCCUACAGCGACGAAAGCGACGCGGAAGCGGAGGCGGGACUGGCGAUGCUGCGAAUGGCCGACGAGGAGGACCGUGUGCAUGCAGAACGUAUGCAGGAACGAUCAAGACGCGAGACAAAUGCCUCUACUGCCAGCGCAUACGGGGGCCGCCCCUCCAUCCCCGCGUCGCCACCUUCCCAUGACGCCCAUUCAGAAAGACUUCCGUCGUACAGUGGUAAUAGCUAUCGCGGUAAUUCUCCUUUUGAGGAUGGAACUCUUCACGCAAAUCACUUCGCGGGUGACUUGGAGCAUAGCGAUCGCCCUGUGCUGAAUUCCACAUCGCGGCACAGCUCUAAUGCGUCGCGCCAUGAUGAUCAAACGCCGUACUCGGAUGAGUAUUAUUAUCCGCCGAUCGACGAUGACUACGCAUAUUCUUUACCUCAGUUCGAAUCAAAUGCACGAGUUGACGCGGGCGGUACGGGUGGAUUGUCUGAACCGAACGCAUACGGGCGUCGAAUGAGCUUCGACUAUGGAGAUGAGACCGACGGGUCCAUGUCGCACAUACGGCAUUCGCAUCACUCGGGAAGCGAGGGCUCGGAGGGUGGUGAAGAACCUGGUGAUCUCUUCUUCCACCCAGGAAUGCGCCCGCUGCCUCCUCCCCCAGAGGAACCCGCCAACAAUGCGACCCUGAUCCCACACCUGAUGCCCGCGGGUACAUAUCGCCGCCCGGAAUCAGGGGGAAACCAGAGCGUUCAACAGUAUAACCCCACCCACUUCUCUAUUGCUUCUCCAGACUCAUAUGGAUCGACUGUGCCUAGCCCAAUUCAAGUUCCGCGGUCAACGUCCUUAUCGAGCCAUCCCAUUGGACCUCGUACUGACCCCCCUAUCAGAUCCAAAACCGAUGCAGACAGGGCAAAAUACAAACAACAGCAGGAGAUGCUGCGCCAGCAGCAGCAGCAGUCAGCGUUUAAGCUGGACCAAUCCCUGGCCACCUCGGGGGUGGCGAUGACUCUUGACCUGCCUGCCAUCCCCGCUGGACGUCGCAAGAAGUUCCACCCGGCCAAAUUAUCGUCGGAGGAUUUCCGACGCUGCCCAGAACCGUGGGCGCUUAGCGCUGUUCUUGAUUGGAUUCGAGAUUUGACCGAAGAUGAGACUGACCUCAAGGAACAGGCGAUCGUCGAUGCUAUUGUCGCGUUAUUCACUCACAAGGUUCCAACGAUGAAUACUGCGGACGCAGAAAUGCUCGCCGCACGUGUGAUUCAGAACAUGCUUGACAAUGCGGCCUUGGUUCAAGAUGAGGAAUGGGUGAAGCUCAGCAGCGGAACUUUGUCGGGAGUCCUGUUUCAGGUCACUGGGACGGGGUGCUACUCAUCCCAGUUGCACGAACAGGAGACAGAGGUCAUUGGACGAUGCUAUUCACACCACUGCAUGCGCACAUUGAAGAAAGUCAACUUGAGAACACAGGUCAUGGAACCACGGAAAAAGGCAGAAGACUGGGUCACGUUCUACAGGGUGCCGAAAGAAGUCUGGGAGUCGCAUCCGAAGAAGGAGAUUGACCGCCAGAACAAUCUGCAUGAGAUUGUCACAACUGAGGAUUCCUUCAUUGAGCAACUCGAUGUCCUAAGGGAGCUGUAUCGUGACCGACUAGCUACAUCGGAGCCUUCUAUCAUUGCACCAAAACGCUUGAACAAGUUCUUGAACGACGUGUUCGGAAAAGUGGACUUGGUUAAGAAGGUCAACGAGGACCAUCUCUUGGCGCAGCUGAAAUACAGGCAGAAGGAGCAAGGGCCUUUUAUUGCCGGAUUUAGUGACAUAUUUCGAGAAUGGAUUCGAAAAGCAAAGGCCGUUUACAUUAGCUACGCGGCUACAUUCCCCUACGCAAACUAUCUCAUUCGCAAAGAAGCCGAAAGGAAUACCGUUUUCCGACAGUUUCUGGGCAAUGUUCGAGAUCACAAGCUGUCAAAUCGUCUCAGCUGGGAUACUUUCCUCAAGGCACCGAUCACUCGAAUCCAGCGAUACACUCUCUUACUCUCAACUGUUCACCAUAACAUGCCCAAGGAUUCGGAAGAAAAGACCAAUUUAGCGCAGGCCAUUGAGGAGAUCAAACUCGUCGCCUUGGAGUGCGACAACAAGGUUGGCGAAAUGAGUAAAAAAGUCGACCUCAUGGAGCUUGCCACUAAACUACAACUCCGUCCAGAGAUGAAAAAGGAGGUUGAACUGAAUCUAGAGCAUCUGGGCCGGGAGGUCGUUUUUCGUGGAGAUUUACAACGACCAGGGUCCCGAACAAGAUUCUUAGUUGACACCCAUGCGAUCCUCUUCGAUCACUAUCUUGUUCUCGCUAAGUUAUCCACAAUGAGAGACCCUAAUCGCACAAUCAAGUAUGAGAGUUACGACGUUUCGAAACUGCCGAUCCCGAUGGACCUCUUGGUGCUCGAAAGUACCCAAGAGGAUCCUGUCGUGAAAUCGGCUGUGAGAGGGGUUGUCGCUACUGCCCCAGCAGCCCAGUCCGCUCAACGUGCAGGUGGUAACGGCGCUUUAGCGCAUACUAGCAGCGGUAACUCAGCGACCUCUGGCAAUUCAAACUCAGGAAAGGUGUUGGUCCCGACCACUGUACUGGAAACCCCAAAGGAUGACAAGAUUCUCUAUCCUUUCAAGAUUAAACACCUUGGCCUGGAGGGGACGUAUACUUUGUAUGCCUCUUCCUCGCAGAAUCGAAAGGACUGGUGUGAUAAAAUUAUUGAGGCGAAAACUAAGCAUGCUGCUGCGUUAUUUGCACAGAAUGCAGAACCUUUCCGACUCCGUGUUUUGGCAGACACUGCAUUUGGGAAUUCAGACAAUUCUCCCCCUUGCAAGAGUGUCACCAUCAAAGGCACUCCACUUGACCGUGCAAUUAAAGAGGUAGACAAGCGAUACUCUGUCUCGAAAUCUCGCCCUCCACCGAUUUGCCGAGCCUCUGUUCAUUGUGCCACCGUUUUCCAACAGCCCCCAGGCCGAACUAUGUGCGCUAUUGGAACUGAUUAUGGUGUUUACAUCUCCGAAUACAAUGACCCUAGAGGCUGGACCAGGGCAAUUCCUAUUGUUCGAGUAACACAGAUCGCGGUCUUCGAGGAGUUCAAUAUCUUCCUGCUCAUCGCCGAUAAGUCCUUAAUUGCAUAUCACCUCGAUGUCGUCUGUCCCGCAAGCGGCGUAUCUACGCAAGCAACCAACGACUCAGCCCGUCGUGCGCCGCAGAAGCUUUCUGGAAAUCGUGAAGUUGGCUUCUUUGCUGCCGGGCAAAUGAAAGAUCGCACCUUAGUGAUGUACAAGAAGCGGGACGGGCUGUCGUCAACAUUCAAGAUCUUAGAACCCGUAUUGCAGAAGUCAGCAACUAGCCGGGGUCGGUUCUUCCUUUCGCGCCGGUCUCAAACCGAGUUCUUCCGUGAAUACGAUGAGUUUUACAUUCCCGCGGAAAGCUAUGGGAUUAACUUGUUCCAUUCGUCCCUCGCCAUCUCUACCCAGAAAGGUAUCGAGAUUCUCACUCUUGAUAAGAAGCAAACAUGGUCUGUGCCUGAGUUCCGAACCGAAGCUCAAGAAGUGCAGGCCCAUCUCAGCAGUAUCGCUCAUCGGAUCAUCAACCUGCGGCCCCUGGGUAUGUUUCGCCUCAGCGAUAGCGAGUUCCUUGUCACGUACACAGAAUGUGCUGUAUACGUCAAUCAGCACGGAGAUGUGUCCCGCAGUGUGGUUAUGGAGUUUGUGGGACGUGCUCACUCUGCCUGCCUUUAUGGUCGGUUUUUGCUCUUAUUUAACGAUGAUUUUGUGGAGGUGCGCAAUGCUAUGAAUGGGCGUUUGCGACAGGUUAUCCCAGGUCACAAUGUUGUCUGUCUAGAUGAUGGAAGCCGACUCCCUGGAUCAGGUGCAAACAGCAUUCCCACUAGCAACGGCGGCACUGUUAAUCUUUCAAGUGGCCAGUCAAAUGGUGCAUCUUUGGCCAACCAGGGCCGUACGGUCAAGAUUUCCAUGCAACACCCUGAGUAUGAACGGUGCCAGGUUAUUCUUGAGCUGAUUGAGAAUGAUGGACAAAAAGACUAAGCUCCCAGUUUAAUUCUCCUGCCAUUCAACCCUUGGAUUUAAGCAUGUCUACAUUUGACCAGCUAAUCCUAUGAUUGAUAUUAGUUAUGUCUUUAUCUACAAUGGUUUUUUUUUUUUUUUUUCACCCCCUGUCUGUUGACAUGUGUUUCAUUCUUAUUCCUCUUCAUCCCCCCUUUUUCUUCAAUGCACCUACCUCAUAGGUCACGAGUAUAUCUACAUACCUGUGGGGCCGUGGUAUGCCUACUAAACUACUUAUUUGCAGAUUACUGUUCUUUUUU
Messenger RNA from Aspergillus ochraceoroseus IBT 24754, 6157 nucleotides. RefSeq names its product putative Rho guanyl nucleotide exchange factor. The coding region runs from base 339 to 5879 and encodes 1846 amino acids. The transcript is spliced from 3 exons. The record is from RefSeq and is a predicted model, not a curated record. Gene Ontology annotation, molecular function: guanyl-nucleotide exchange factor activity. NCBI's taxonomy places the organism in Eukaryota, Fungi, Ascomycota, Eurotiomycetes, Eurotiales, Aspergillaceae.